Molecule: messenger RNA, 2622 nt
Organism: Xenopus tropicalis (tropical clawed frog)
Lineage: Eukaryota; Metazoa; Chordata; Amphibia; Anura; Pipidae
Gene: slco1b3
Product: solute carrier organic anion transporter family member 1B3
Exons: 15
Coding region: 155-2227 (690 amino acids)
Biological process (GO): transmembrane transport
Cellular component (GO): membrane; plasma membrane
Molecular function (GO): serine-type endopeptidase inhibitor activity; transmembrane transporter activity
Source: RefSeq, a predicted model, not a curated record
CUGCCCCUCCCAGUCCUUUCCUGCCCCGUUGGAGGGAGUUGGAGCAAAGGAGAAAAUGUUUCACAGCUGAGAUUCCCCCCAGGGCUGCACAGUCGGUUCCGACUUCUGACAACGCAGGGUAAGUGGCUCCAGGUCAUUGCUCCAAUCGCACAACAUGACGGUGGAGAAGGAACCGAGUGACUCCAACAACCCAAACAUGGAUCCACCUGAGGUUCUGAUGAGCAAUGGGGGUGGGGAAACUCCCCCCCAAAAGGUUUCCUGUUGCUCCAACCUAAAGAUGUUCCUGGUGGCCCUGUGCUUCAGCUACUUUGCCAAAGCUUUCUCGGGAAGUUACAUGAAGAGCUCCAUCACGCAGAUCGAGAGGAGGUUCGACAUCUCGUCGUCUACAGUGGGGAUGAUCGACGGAAGCUUUGAGAUUGGCAACUUGAUGGUGAUCGCCAUCGUUAGUUACUUUGGGGCGCAGUUCCACCGGCCGAGGAUCAUCGCAGCCGGGUGUAUCCUGAUGUCCCUUGGGAGUUUCCUGACGGCAAUGCCGCACUUCUUCAUGGGACUGUACAAGUACGAGACAGUGGGAGGCCCUACCUCACUAAACAGCAAUGCCACCAUCAACGUGUCCCCCUGUUUGGCUAAUCGGUCACUGGUCGACACCCCUAAACCAGAUUGUGUAACAGAAAACGGUUCCCACAUGUGGGUUUUCCUGCUGGUGGGGAAUAUUUUACGGGGAAUAGGGGAAACCCCCAUAGCCCCUCUUGGAAUUUCCUACCUGGAUGAUUUUUCUAGACCGGAAAACACUCCCCUACAUAUUGCUUGUUUACACACCGUAGCCAUGUUUGGCCCUAUGACCGGCUUCAUGUUGGGUUCCUUUCUUGCCCGACUCUAUGUCGAUAUCGGCUUUGUGGAUACGGAUACAAUAACCAUUACGCCGCAGGAUACACGUUGGGUCGGAGCCUGGUGGAUCGGUUUUCUGCUUUCCGGAGCCGUGAAUCUCAUGUCUGCCAUCCCCUUCUUUUUCCUACCCGAGAGCCUGAAAGAAGAGCAGAGAGAGGGGCAGAAACCCCAGACUAAGCAAGGGGAAGAAAAGGGGCACAAACAAAAAGAAAAGCCCACGUUGCGAGGUUUCUUUGCCGCCUUGAAGACGUUGUGUUUCAACCGAUUAUUUGUCAUGUUGAUGUGCCUCACCCUCCUGCAGACCAACAGCUUCCUUGGCUUCAUUACAUACAAACCCAAGUACAUGGAGCAGCAGUAUGGCCAGUCCAUCUCCAAGGCCAACUUUGUCACUGGGGUAUCUACAUUACCAGCAGCAGCACUGGGGAUGUUCUUGGGGGGCCUGAUUAUGAAGAGGUAUAAGUUUGGGCUGCUCGGGGCAUCUAAGAUGGCAUAUGGGACCUCCCUCCUGGCGUUUCUCCUGUCUCUUUCGGCCUUUUUCAUUGGCUGCGAGAACAACAAUGUUGCAGGAAUAACGGUGACAUAUGAUAGGGUCAAAGUGAAUAAUUUUCAAGACAGAAUUAUAUAUUCUCCCUGUAACUCCGACUGUCACUGCUCAUCAAAGCAAUGGGACCCGGUGUGUGGCGAGAAUGGUGUCACCUACGUGUCCGCUUGUCUGGCCGGGUGUAAAGCUUCAACUGGUUCUGGACUGGGCACGGUCUAUCACAACUGCUCAUGUAUUGACACCGCACUCUCCACGGCAGUAAAUUCCUCGGCGCAUUUGGGGUCCUGCCCCCGAGGGCCCGAUUGCAGCAGAAUGUUCAUGUUUUAUGUCGUCACACAAGCCAUCAACACAUUUAUAUUUGCCCUAGGGGCAUCCUCGGCCUACGUCCUGCUUCUCUGGAGUGUGAACCCAGAAAUGAAGUCGCUGGCUGUGGGGGUCUAUAUGCUGCUCAUACGGACACUGGCGGGGAUUCCGGCCCCAAUAUACUUUGGGGCGAUCAUUGACAAGUCUUGUCUGAAGUGGGGUACCAGGCUGUGCGGGGGGCGAGGGGCCUGCCGGUUGUACGAUGCCGACUCCUUCAGGAGGAGGUUCCUGGGGCUCACCGCCGGGAUACGCGCCCCCUCCUACAUUCUCUUCUUCAUCUUUAUUGUGAUGGUGAAGAGACGGCCCCCCACCGGGACUGGGGCCCCCCAACCCCACGAGAAGGCAGAAAACUGCGAUAAGAAAGAGCUUUAUGCCAACGGCGCCAGCGCGGACGAGUGUGUGGCCUUCCAGGCGGAGAAGGAAACCCAUAUCUAAUGGGAACUGCCCCCCCAAACUGGACUUAUGGGGGCAAUAGGACAAUGGAUAAGCCCCACCCCCAAACUGGACUUAUGGGGGCAAUAAGAUAAUGGAAAAGCCCCCCCUCUUCUUUUUUAGCCGGGGGGCCCAAAAGGUACUUUGUGAUCUACCAGUAGUUCUUGAGCCGGUAACCAGUACCUCACUGCAGCCCAGCAUUGGCCACACCCAUUCAACUACAGCAGCCUUCUGGGUAAUUUCCUGGUCUCCAAUCAAACAGCUUUGGAAAUGGGCACUGUCUCUUUAAAUAUAUUUUGCAGCGCAACAUUGUAACUGUCAGGGGGUGGAGCCUAAUGUUUCUAGCCCCGCCCCCACUGACCAGAUUGGAAUAGAAUUAAAGUGGGGUUUAAAGGCAA